AUGGAUCACGGAGGAAUGGGCGGUAGCGGUGCUGCCUGUAAGGUCGACAUGUUGUGGAAUUGGAACACAAUCGAUGCGUGCUUCCUGGCCUCAUCAUGGCAAAUCAAGAACCAGGGCAUGAUGGCUGCUACCUGUAUUGGCGUUAUCCUCCUCGUUAUUCUCGUCGAGUUCUUCCGGCGUAUGGGCAAGGAAUACGAUGCCCUUCUUCAGCGUGGCUUCCAGCGGCAAGCCACCACUCACAGUGUCGCUCUCGCCGCCGCGGGUUGCACAGGAGCUGUCGUUCCCACAAGUCAAACACUUACAUAUCGAGCCUCACCUCUGCAGCAAUUCAUCCGCGCAUUCAUCCACGCUGCUACUUUUGCGGGAGCCUACAUCAUCAUGCUCUUGGCCAUGUACUUCAACGGCUAUGUUAUCAUUAGCAUCUUUAUUGGUGCUGGCCUCGGCAAGUUCUUUUGUGACUGGCUCGUUGUAAGGAUCAAUGUCGAAGAUUUGACAGCCCCUGAUGAUAAGGCCAAGGGGAUUGAGGAGACAACUGUUUGCUGCGGCUGA
Messenger RNA from Fusarium proliferatum ET1, 549 nucleotides. RefSeq lists its product as uncharacterized. Gene Ontology annotation, molecular function: copper ion transmembrane transporter activity. The record is from RefSeq and is a predicted model, not a curated record. Gene Ontology annotation, cellular component: membrane. Gene Ontology annotation, biological process: copper ion transmembrane transport. The transcript is spliced from 2 exons. Bases 1 to 549 code for a protein of 182 amino acids. Lineage: Eukaryota; Fungi; Ascomycota; Sordariomycetes; Hypocreales; Nectriaceae.